CAUCAAGAGCCUCAGUCGAGCCUUCCCAGGAUUCCCCUUUAAAUCACAUCCCUUCCAUUUUAAUGAUGACGUUGCACUAAUCUGUAGACGGGAGUUUGAACACAGCUUCUCCACAGUGGUUUCUCACGUCUCUCGAUUAACAAUCGCAGCGCAGAAGCCAACACAGCACAACUUUGGCUUUAGUUUCAGACACACAUUUUAAAAGGAGGAAAGGGUCGUAUUUUAAACGCGUUGAACAAGUGCAACAAAGAGUAGUUUAGUUUGUAUUUGGUUAAUUUAUUGUUACAGUCUCUAGAAUAUUAUUAAUUCUUGUGUCUUGUUCUUCUGAAGAGGAUGCUGUCAAAUUGACCCCCACACCCCCCUUUUUUGUGUCUAUCGCUCUCCCCCCUCUGUGUCUGUCGGUUUCAGUGUUAAGAUGGCAGCGAGGUGGCAGGACGUAGCGGCUCAGCAGGCCGAUGUGAUUGCUAGCCGUCUGCGAGAGCUGCUGUCCACUGGACUGGGCCUGUUGCACUCCAAACUCGGAGUGGACCUAGGGCUGAAGCCCGAACAAUAUCCGUCCUGGGUUCUGUUGAUGACGGCCUUCCUCGGGUUGCUAGUGAUCGUGGUCGUGUGGGUCGCGGCCUGCGCCGGGCUUUGCUCACGGAGAAAGCGGGGUGACAGAGCCAGCGACUCCGGGAGCCAAGCCACCAAAACAUCGGCAACCAAGAGUGUAAAAGGAGCAGAACAAAAGAAAAAGAACAAGAAAAAACCUGUUGAAAAGAAACCUCAAUCGAAUGGGCGCACAAUACUUGAACUGCAAGAAGAUGAUAUAAAAGAUACCAAUGAGAUUUUGAAACAAUCAGAAAUGAAGGCUGAGAAGCAAACAAAGAAGAACAAGAAGAAGACAAAAGCAGAAGUAAAACCAGCACUGUAUAUCUCUUCUCCUGGUGGAAAAGAACCUGAGGAUGGUGCAUGGGAAACUAAAAUUAGUAACCGGGAGAAGAAGCAGCAGCGCAGGCGAGACAAAGUGACUGAAGAUUCCAGUCUUCCUGGAACUCAAGUAGUUGUUGCUACGGAACGCCCCUCAUCAGUUGUCUCGUUUCCAAUUGGUCUUCGGAAAAUCAAAGGGGAACCUAUUCGUAUGAAGCCAGGAAAAGGAGAGGCCAUAAUAUCGCAGGUGUCAGCCAGCUGGAAUGAAGCCCCUGCAGUGAAUGGAGGCGGAUGGAAUGACAUGGCUAUGAAACUUCCCACUCAGAUGUCCGGAGGAGACGGCGAGACCUGGACAGCAAUCACAAAAGCUGCUGCUAAAAGAAACCCAGAGCUGGCUUGGGGUCUGGAACUAGAAGGUACUGGAGAAGCAGAUCCUUGGACUACAAUUGCUGAUCUGCAGCUGGAAAGCAGCCAAGCAAAAAUUGACGAUCAGUGGUCUGGCACAAAUGGACUUUCAACAGUAGAUCCCAGCUCUGACUGGAAUGCUCCUGCUGAAGAGUGGGGAAACUGGGACGACCAGAAAGCCUCGCCACCUCCUCAGCCUGAGGGGCCAGCUAUAGAAAUUGAGAAGGUAUCGGAUGAUGAGAAAAAAAAGGUGGACUCUGCUGCUGCUGCUGCAAGUGGAAAAUCAAAAAAGAAGAAAAAGAAAAAGAAGCAGCAAGGAGAAGAUGACAGUGCUCCUGUCCAGGAAACUGGGGAGCCAGAAAAGGUGCCUUCGUCUGAAUUAGAGGUGGCCAACUCUGAGCCAGAAAUGGCUUUGCCUGAAGAGGCUACACGUGCUAGCGAACCAGUUAAGGUUGAGCUGAAGAUGGAGCGACCAGUCCCAGUCAUGACAGAGCCACCUGUAACUGCAUUGGACAGUACUUCUAAGAAUAUCACUUCACAAGUGCCACAGAGGCUACCGGAGCCAGAACCUCCUGUUUCCACUACUAAACAAAGCAACGUGCCUCCACUUUCACAGACAAAAUCUGAAGAAAACUGGGAGUCACCAAAGCAAGUUCAAAAGAAGAAGAAAGCAAGAAGGGAAACAUGAGUUUUAACUAGGUUUAAGUUUAAUAAUAUGCAAAAUGAUUUUGAAGAAAUUCAUGUUUAUGCAAUAAUUUGAGUGUACAGCAUUUUAUACAAAUGUUGACUGUACGUUUUUUGAAAAUCAAAACUGAAGAGAUAUGGUCGUGACUAGCUUAAUUGCAAAUAAAAGCAAGUCGAUAUAUAAUCGCAACUAAACAAUGCUGCAAUGUGGCAAAACACUUUGAAAGCAGAAGAUAUAUAUUUGUGGCAUAAGAAAGGAUGAAUAAUUGGAUACAUUUAGAUUUACAUUGUUAAUCUCAUUCAUUUGAGAUACAGCUGGCCACAGAGCUAGAAAUGUUUUUUUAUGCAUAUAAUGUCAAGGAAGGACAGUUCUGCACCAUUUAGGCAUUGGGUGACAUAUUGCACCUGGUUUGACAAUACAUGCCACCCAGGGUGUAUUCCAGAAACUAAUGCUUCUGAAUGCAAAUGGCUAAAUGUAUAGCCAGCAUCUAGUAACUGGCUAUGUAUAGUGCUUGGUUGCUGAACUAAACAACACAUUACUGAUUUACUGCCUGUUUUUCUAGUGGUUACACUAAUCAUUUUGCUUUUCCCUGAACUUAGUUUAGAUAUCCUCUCCCUUCCCACCAACCUGGUCCAUUUCAUUGAUAAGAUGGUCUAGUUUAAUGUUUGCUUUAUAAUUUUUGUAAAAACCCAUAGCCAUGGAAAAAGCCAAGCCAUAUGUAAAUUAAGAAAGGCCUGUUUGAUUAAGAAUACGGUGGGUCUGCUGUAGAAUAUACAUUUCUUUUAGUGGUGAUUUUUAUUCACAAGAACAUUUUAGAAUGUAAGCCUUUCAUUCUGUUGUUGGCUUGAAGGAAGCUUUGCUGUUUAUCUAGUGCAAUAUGUGUGUGUGUUUUUUUUUUUUUUUUUUUUUUGUGGGUGGGGCAAUUUAAUAAAAUAAGAAAGUCUUUAUGGACAGCUUUAAUCCAUGUAGUCCAGGUCAAACACAGUAUCAGAGAUUCAAUUCUAUUGCCUUAACCUGUAGGAUGUAGUGUAUGCAUUUAGACAGCUUCACUGUAAGUAGUGGGUUUUUUUGUUUGUGCUUUUCAUUUUUUUGUAUAAGAAUUUUCAUUACAUAAUUUGGGGGGGGGGGGGUGGUAUCUCCAGCUCAAUAUGAAUUAAAAGGCAGUUGGAAUUGAUUGAAAAUUGAUGGACACUGUGCGAUACAUUAAAAUGAAUUGGCAGGUUUUUCUUUUUUAACCCAGUACAUGUUAUGACAUGUACACUGUAAAUAGCCUUUACCAAACUUACAUGCUUCUGAUAUGGACCAUAACCACCAACACCAAUCUAAGGUUAUACCUGUUGCUAUAUGCAGAAUAUUCAUUCUGAGGUUUUAAAUGCUAUGAGAGAGGGAAUCAAUAUGCAAGAUCUGUAGCUACGGUACUGAUGUGUUGCACUGUCAAGUGUCCUGUAACUACUUUCAUUGUCAAAGUGUACGGCAUGGGAGUAAUCUUGUGUAAGCUUCAGAAAACCUGCCUUAUUAACUAUAUCUUGUUUUCUUUUCCUAAUUAAUAAUUAUGACUAAAUUUAAGCGGAUGUAUUUAUACCUGUUCUGGAACAUGGCAAACAAGUAUGUUUUACGUGUUUUAAAGGUUUGUUAAAUGCAAUGAUAUUUCUAAGUUGAUUUGUUUAAAUAAAUUGAGCAACUUGAUAAUACUGGCA
Molecule: messenger RNA, 3696 nt
Organism: Acipenser ruthenus (sterlet)
Lineage: Eukaryota; Metazoa; Chordata; Actinopteri; Acipenseriformes; Acipenseridae
Product: protein LYRIC-like
Exons: 12
Coding region: 416-2002 (528 amino acids)
Biological process (GO): positive regulation of canonical NF-kappaB signal transduction; regulation of transcription by RNA polymerase II; negative regulation of apoptotic process
Cellular component (GO): nucleus
Molecular function (GO): transcription coregulator activity
Source: RefSeq, a predicted model, not a curated record